GGGGGCGAGCCCUAAAUCUUCCUGCCUUGUGCUCCAACCUGUGCAUCCAACCCAGAGAGCCUCUGAACGAACCUCAGGACCCGAUUCUGAGGAGUUGCGUUUUCUUCUCUCGUUUCCCGUACGCCCCCAAAAUUUCGCCCCCUCCUGUGCCCUCUUCGCCCCCCUCUUUUGGGGGCCCUGUGACCCUGAAUGUCGGGGGCACACUCUAUUCCACCACUUUGGAGACCCUGACUCGCUUCCCAGACUCCAUGCUGGGGGCCAUGUUUAGGGCCGGCACCCCCAUCCCCCCCAACCUCAACUCCCAGGGAGGUGGCCACUACUUCAUCGACCGAGAUGGCAAAGCCUUCCGGCACAUCCUCAAUUUCCUGCGGCUGGGCCGCCUGGACCUGCCCCGUGGGUAUGGGGAGACGGCCCUUCUCAGGGCAGAGGCAGACUUCUACCAGAUCCAGCCCCUCCUGGAUGCCCUGCGGGAGCUGGAGACCUCUCGGGGGACCCCCGUGCCCACAGCCGCCCUGCUCCAUGCAGAUGUCGAUGCCAGCCCCCGCCUGGUGCACUUCUCCGCUCGCCGGGGGCCACACCACUAUGAGCUGAGUUCUGCCCAGGUGGAUACCUUCCGGGCCAACAUCUUCUGCACCGACCCCGAGUGCCUGGGUGCCAUGCGGGCCCGAUUCGGUGUGGCCAGUGAGGACAGGGCAGAGGGAGGCCCGCACUUCCGCCUGGAGUGGGCCCCGUGUCCCGCGGAGCUCCCCGAAGUGGAGUACCGGAGACUAGGUCUGCAGCCUCUGUGGACUAGAGGGCCUGGAGGGCUCCGGGAGGUGGUGGGCACGCCGGGCUUCCUGGAGGAGGUGCUGCGGGUGGCUCUGGAGCACGGCUUCCGCCUAGACUCCGUCUUCCCUGACCCCGAAGACCUGCUCAACUCCCGAUCUCUGCGCUUUGUGCGGCACUGAGGACACAGCCCUCCCUGGGGAGGGAGAGAACGGACAGCAAAGGGAAUGAAAUCUCCGCCCCCGCCCCCACAGCCUCUUCUUAGCUUUGCUUCUGGAGCUGUGAGGGUCAGGGCUGCCCCUGACUGGAGCCCAGAUGCGGGCAGGAACUCCCGAACCUGAACCCGAUGGGGCUCACAACCCAUGUGAAGGGUUUGGCUUGGUGCUAAUCCUGGGAGGCCGAGAAAGAGUCCCCGGCUUACUCUUGCCCGAGGCUGGGGGCCUCCAGUGUCUCCUUGCUGGAGCUCAGUAUUCAAGGGUUAGAGAAGUAGGGACACCUCUCUGCCCGGCUAGGCCUAGCAGAACGCUGGGGGGACACUGAAGUGUGGGAGAAAGGGGAACUUUGAAUUGCUCUGAUGUGGCCUCCUGGACUGUGGCCUCUGCAGCUGAUGGCCUGGCCAGGCCUGACUGAAGACAGACCAGAACAUUCUGGAAUAUGGGGAGGGGAUCCUUUGGUCUGUCUCAAGUCACCUACUGAGGGAGAAAGGAAGGCUACGCCCGACCCUAGGUUGGCCCAAGGGAGGGAGGAGAAUCCCCAUUUACUAUGGGCCCAGAGCCCCAUACUCUAGAAAGCCAUGUUUUUAAAGGACCCUCUAUUGAUGGUGGAGCUGGCCUUUGGGAAGAGGGUGGCAUCUUCUUGGCCUUGGCCUGCCUGCCUUCAUGGGUGCACGCUGACGUGUCGGCCAGCAGGUCUGAGCCACGGGUGGGCCUGUGACAUCCGGCCUCCCGUCUGUGUGCUGAUCUCUCCGUGGUCUCUGCCUGCCCAGGCCUGUUUGGGGUUGCCUAGCAACUGCUUUGGCUCCGGGUAUGUCUGCCGUAUGGGUGUGAGUGAGAAUUAGUAGUUGAAUCACAAGGGUGUGUGUGUGUGUGUGUGUACGUGCAUGCAUGUGUGCGUGCGUUGGAAGGAGGGGCCUGGGGAGGUCCGAGUCACCAGGACCUUCCUGGUGAGAGGUGUGGGAAGUCACUGGGCCCAGCUGGCCCUUUGAGGCCUGUAUAGAACUCUUGGUUGCUAAGGCAACGUGGGCAUGUUGCUAGGAGAUAGCUGGGAAGGCCCAAGGCUGCCCAGGGCAGAGGGGAGAUGAACAGAGGAGGGGCGGGAGAGUUGGGGGGAGGAUGUGGGAAUGGAUGGGAUUUCUGGGUCCCCGAGGGAUGGGAUCCUCAUGCACAACGUCUUCACUGGAGGACUCACUCACUAUUUAUCGCUCGCUGGUCACGAACUUACAAGAAAAAUAAAAUUGCUUUCUGGAACCUCAA
Suricata suricatta (meerkat) is the source of this 2237-nucleotide messenger RNA. RefSeq names its product potassium channel tetramerization domain containing 11 (gene KCTD11). The coding region runs from base 249 to 947 and encodes 232 amino acids. NCBI's taxonomy places the organism in Eukaryota, Metazoa, Chordata, Mammalia, Carnivora, Herpestidae. The record is from RefSeq and is a predicted model, not a curated record. Gene Ontology annotation, biological process: positive regulation of neuron differentiation; protein homooligomerization. The transcript has a single exon.